Messenger RNA from Glycine soja, 552 nucleotides. RefSeq lists its product as uncharacterized. The coding region runs from base 1 to 552 and encodes 183 amino acids. The transcript has a single exon. Lineage: Eukaryota; Viridiplantae; Streptophyta; Magnoliopsida; Fabales; Fabaceae. The record is from RefSeq and is a predicted model, not a curated record.
AUGGAAGGAAAUUGCAACGCUGUUAUUCAACGUAUCCUACCACCAAAGCAUUCAGAUCUAGGAAGUGUCAGAAUACCAUGUUCUAUAGGUGAGGUUGUAGUAGGCAAGGCUCUCAUUGAUUUGGGAGCCAGUAUUAAUUUAAUGCCUCUCUCCAUGUACUGGCGACUUGGAAAGUUAGAAAUAAUGCCCACUCGCUUGACCUUACAGUUGGCAGAUCGCUCCAUCACAAGACCUUAUGGAGUGAUCGAAGACAUUUUGGUUAGGGUUAAACAUCUCAUUUUUCCAGCUGAUUUUGUAGUGAUGGACAUAGAAGAGGACUUAGUUAUUCCUCUGAUUCUGGGACGUCCAUUCAUGUCUACUGCAAGUUGUGUGGUGAACAUAGGAAAGAAAAUGCUUCAAAUGGGUAUAGAAGACCAGAAAAUCAGCUUUGGUCUGUUCCAUGAAGAGAAAGAUGUGCCUGACCAAAAUGUAUGCUUGAGGGUGAAUGUGAUGGACGAAAAGAGAUCUGAGAAGAAGGUUCUGGAGGUUGGAACCUUGUUGGAUCCAGGAUAA